Messenger RNA from Striga hermonthica, 379 nucleotides. Lineage: Eukaryota; Viridiplantae; Streptophyta; Magnoliopsida; Lamiales; Orobanchaceae. The record is from the annotation of a GenBank genome assembly.
AGACACCUAUCACCCCGCCUGGAGUCAAGAUCCCGGUGCUCACUCAAGGGGAGGCCAGCCACGCGAAAGGCACGAGCGGAGAAAUGGAUGGUCAUGCAUCGACCGAAACAUCUCUGAAAUUGGGAAGGCAGCCUGGGCGACUUGAGCAGGAAACAAGGCCGCCACCCCAAGUCGAGGAGCAAACACUGACCAUGACGAGAAGCGAGAUGCAGAGGAUAAUAGCGGAGGCAGUAGCGGCCCAACUUAAAGAGACGCAAGUCGAACAGCCCAGAAUCGACCGGCUAAGGGUCGAGCAACCUCAAAUCGAACAGUCUCCCCCGGAGCAUGAGCAGCAAGCCCAAUCCCACGAAAGACAGAAUAGAAGGGCGGACGAAGAAGA